AUAGUCUAUCAUUGAAUCUUUUUAUCAAUCUAUAUGAAUCAAUCUAUCUGAGUGCACAAAUGUUAAGGGAGUAGCCAGCCAGAGCCAUGGUCGUGCCAGACCAAGUGACGGGACACCGUCAGCUUCCUACACCAAAUUUAUGCCGGUUCCCCAGCAAAUGGGAGGGCAGCUGGUUCCAGUCCGGAGUGCGGCAGCCAAUCAUAAUCGAGCAGAAUCGUCUGAGCACCAAGGGGCGAUGCAUCGCCUCCGAGGGCGACAAGUUCGUCGUGGUGGACGACAAAGGGGGCUGUUUCCGCUGCGUAGUGAUCCACGAGAAACACGCCAAUGUGCUGCAAUACAAGGAGACUUUCUGCCACGCGCGGGAGGGCCUGCAGAGUCUGUGCUCACUCAUCACCGGCGACGCAUUGUUGUACUCCAUGUUCCGCGUGGAGGCCACUCCGGUGGAGUGCCCCUUCAAGGGCCCGCUGUCCUUCACGUACAACCGUGGGCACGGGGAGUGCCGUUCUCCCAUUUCCAGCAUCGACUCGUGCACGGAGGAUUCUCGGCUUCUGCUCCGCUACCAGGCGUGUCCCGACGUGCACGGCACGGAGAGCACCGUGGAGGAACUGCAGUGCCUGGCCACGUGGAAGGAGGGCUCGUCCCGCUAUCUUGUGGGCAAAAUCCACCAUAACCACGCCACUUCAAAUGAGGACCGCUACAGAUGCUUCGUGUAUGAGAAGUCAACUCUUCCCGGAGUUUCUGGGACUGGAGAAUUAAAUGGGGAGGGUCUGUAUCACACCCUGGAGACGAAGGAUGACGAUGUAGACUACCGAGUGGCUCAGUCAGGGGAUGCUACAUGCAAUGGUCUCUUCAGCCCCAUGGAGGGGUCACGGACAAUGACUCUUCGGAAGGCGGCAUCUCCCAGCAAAUGCAAAUUCCCAUUAUGGCUGACAGCCUCCCAGCACUGGCACACACUGGACUACCGGCGUUCCUAUACGUUCCACAAGCACAAUACAACCCUCAGGAUUACCAACAUGACAACACAGACAGGGACCAGCCAGCACACUGGUAGUGGCACCACUGCUCAAGGAUACCACAAUAACCAUGGGGUGGUCAUGUCUUUGGGACUGACAGGUGAUAUCAGUAACAACAACCAGCAUCAGGAGAUGCGAGUAGUGUGCACUGAGGUGAGACAAGCCUCCCAUGACGUGGUGCACCUCGUCACACACUUCACCAUGGGCUGCCAGAGUGGUUAUGUUUGCAUGAUGUUCUACCGGAGAGAUGGUCAUGUCAUAGAAGUUCAGACAGGUUCCCAUACAAGGAGACCAGAGGAUGCAUGUCAGUCCACGCACUUUGACCGGAACACCUUGCCAUUCGUUACAUUAGUCACUUCACGACCAGAACCCAGACAAUGCCCCUAUUUGGGCAAAUUUAGUGUCACUGGACUUAGCCGAGAUGAUGGAUUAGUGAGGUCUGCAAGACGCAAGAGGUCAGAUAAGUCGAAACUAUAUCAGAAUAUCGAUACCCACAACACAGAAUCAAAGAGCAAUACAAGGGGUGGAACCACUCCAUACAAAGAAUUAGAUUUUAGAAGAAGAGUUGAGACUGUGUACCAGGGCCCUGGUGUGCUGACCCGUAGUGUAAGAUCCAUGCAAUGGUUCAUGCAGUAUAAUGGCCUUCAGAGGAGGUUUUCCCGUGAUCUGGAUGGCCUCCUGCCUAACCCUUGUGCAGAGCAGGAUGACUUCACAACUUUGGUGGUGGGCUGCAGUACUAUGGACACCAUGGAAUUCCAUUCUGAGUGCACUUCAGCUGAUGUAGUUUCAGUGUAUUCUUGUCAUGGGCGCUGGGAGGACAAUGGAACCCACUAUCUCAUCACGACUCCACUAAGUCGAUCUUCUAGAGGGCCUCGCCGGUAUUGCUUUAUGUACCGAGAGGCACAGGAUGGGGUGGUUCACUUUUCCAGCAGCUCAGACAGUUGCCGCCGCAACAUCAGCCCUGGCAUUGGCGGUGUGAUGGCAUUCAAUGUAACUAGCACUGGUCAGUGCAUUGAGACAAAUGGAGCCCCACAGCUGAACAGAAUAUACCUACCAGCCACAGUUGCUCUUCUGGCAGUUGUUUUAGAGACUUUAGUGAAGUUGCUAAGUCAUGUUGAGAGAUGAUCACAGUUCUCUUAACUAGUGCUCAAAGUUGCCUCGACUUGGGAUGACCCAUGUGUACAUAUGGAACAGUACGAGAGUUCUGAGACCCCAUGCACAAGCAAUCAGUAAACCUGUAAAUAAUAUGAGUACAAACGUGAGAUUUCUGCUGGAAGAAAUUCACAAGCGUGAGAUGUGAAUGUUGUUGAGAAGAAAGCUGUAUUGUGAUUGAUUCAUUGGAAUUGUCUCAUUAACUGAGAACCCAGAGACUGGAAUUUUGCUUGUAAAGAAAUUGUACCAGAUAUUCUGACAAUCUGCCUUCUCAUCAGAAGGUUCAGGUAAGAUCCAGUAUAUGCAAUUAUUGUGGGAACUGGAUGGGGCUUAACUGUGAUUUCGUGCAAAACAUUUAAACACUCCAGAUUCAUCUUUUUAUACAACAGCACAUGAAUUCAUUUCUGUUCUCAACAGUCACAUAUUGAAAUAUCUGUGAGACUGUCCAAUAGCUUGCUUUGUUUUUGUACGCUCUGGUGGUGUUUAAAUGUUCAGUAUUGACUAGAUCAAUGUUUAAAACUCCCAAACAUGGGACAACCCUUUAGAAGUCCUCCAGUUAGAUGAUCAAUCAGCAAAAACAUGUGUAUAUAUGUUUGUAAUAUUUAUACUGUUUAUCUGCUUUAACUUACAGUAAAACCUUAUUGCUACAUACCUGAAAGGAACCUAACAAAGAUUCCCAAUAACUGUGUGCAACCCAUUAAAAUUCGAAGUGCUACAGUCAAAUUAUUGUUUAUAUUUAAACAUUGCACUUCCUUUUACAGAUCUCAGUUCUCAAAUUUUAAGAGUUGAAAUUAUAUAUUUUAAGAUAAAAUCAGUUUUCCUGGCAGUAGUGUGACAAAUUAUACUUCACAUAUCAGUGGUGGAAAGUUUUAAAAUAAUGUGUGACUGCUCUUACUUAAGAGAUGUUUUCAGUGGACACCUAAUUUACUCAGGGCUACAGCAAACCUCUGCAACUCAUACAGUUUACAGUGAGUCCAUGGUGAAUUUGGGUUUAGAAUCGUACAAGACUCCGCUUAUCAUUUCACCAUUUCUGGUAGUUUUCACUUACUGAUGCUGAGCAACAAUAGUUGAGAAAUCCAUUGGCCAACUUUUUGUUCACAGAGAUCUUGAUUUUCUUUUCGCAAGGAAUCUGUAUAAUCUCUACAGUGGCACACUGAUUUUGUUUUGUUCUUUCUGUGAGUAGGAGCACAACUAAUAUUGAUGAAACAUUUUGACUUUGAUCACUUUGUAAAUGAGAGUCUUUGACGGUUGUAGUAAAGAAUGAUUAGCUCAUAUAUAUAUAUAUUGUAUUUUGCUUAUUUGAUAUAUGAAAUAAUCAACAUGCAGUCUGCUUGCAUAUAUGACCUACUUCUGAGGAGAGGGUUGUAGUCAGGGAAGUACACAUGGUUCCAGUAGUUUCUAUCACCAUAUUAUUCAGCAGCUUUGGUAAAUAAAUAAACUGUUGUUAAUAUUCUGAAUAAUAACAAAGAUUUUCUUGAGGAUAUAUUAUGCACAAAACAAAAUUGGUGCAGAGGUUUCAUUUGAAAGUUAAGGUUUCUUAUAAAGCAAUAUUAUAACAGCAAGGUUUUACUGUACUUUGGCGCACCAUUGUAGCUGACAAGCUAGGUAAGUGCUCUGAUAAAUGUCACAGUUUUGCUGUGGUAUGUAUGAAAGAUUUUUGUUGAAAGCCAUUGUACUGGUCCAGCUGUCUUGUGAGAAGUAUGUCGUGUCAACAAUUGCAGGAAAAUCCUGGAAACUGUUCAGUGCAGAAUGGGGUGUGUCACAUUCACGAACCCUUGUCUACAAUGAAAAAAGGAAAAAGGCAUAUAGAGAAAUCCAUUGGUCCCAGAUAGUUUUUCACUGCAGAAUAUUGCCUUCUUAUUCAUGCACCACAAGUUUCUAGUUAUAUUAUUUACAAAUGUAGCAGUAAGGCCAUUAUUAUUGGUACAUGACACUGAAUUUAAAGUCCUUCUCAUUCUAAACCCUUCAGGAAUAAGGACAUUGUAAUUGGCAUUUAAAUGGAUAUAAAAUUGUUCUGUUUAUUAAAAGUGAAUUCUUUUACAUUUCAAGAACUUCAACUCCUUCCCCCCCACAAAAUAACAACAAUUCUAAACACAGUUCAUAAGUUUUUUUGUUAAACUAGAGCCUCACUUUGAUUUGCAGCAAGGAGACUCAGUGUGAGCCCUUUUGGCCAAGUCUUAGAAAUAUGGCCAAGAAGUCCAAUAUUGCUCAGAAUUACUGUAAACCAGACAUAAGAUGGAGAACUAAGAUGCAAACAGUUCAUAAAAUAUACACUUCCACAAAAUAACUCACUUGGUGCAAUGAUUUGAAUUUUAUAUUAUAAAUGAAACAUGGUCAAGUUGUUAACACUCCUUCUACAUACUUGGAAGAUUCUGGGAUCAAAAUCCAAAUCCAGUGACUGAUAAUAUUAACUGAGGUAUUCCUGUAAUUUUCAUGAUUCAUUCCAACUGAAUCCUGGCCCUGACCACCAAUCAUGCUUCAAUUCUGCAGUUGGGGUUUGGAGGAACAUGAUUGAGUAGCAUAAUCAUAAAUAUGGAAGAUGAAAGGAAUGAUCCCGUGUUGUUUACAAAUAUUAAGAAAAGGCUGACAUGCCAUACUUCAGUCUUAGACUCAUGUUUUAAUGAAUGUUUUUGAUGAAACUAUUUAGUGAGGAUGAUUUUGUAAAUUUAAUGCAGAUCACUUACAUGGAGGGAUAUAUGGUUGUUUAUAAAAAAGUGAAUGAUUGGAGUACAUUUAGUUUAAGUAAUAGAUUUAACAGUUCAGCUCAGGUGUGUGCUGUACAGUUGAGAGACUCAUGAUAUGAUCUCCUUAUUCCUCAUCCAGGAGAGACAUUUUGACAAAUCUUAAGUAUCGGCAACCCAGUUACCUUCAUUUUCUGCACUAUGUACAGAGUUACCUGAAAGCCAAGCAACCUGGUGCCAAUGGCAGUUUGUCUGUAUCAGAUAUAUUACAGUCAUUAUCAUAAAUCCUUAUCAUUUUGUCACAUUUAUUUAGCUUAUAUAUGGCAUACAUACAAUAGAAAUAAAACAUCAAAGUCCUUAAUGCCUUUCACUUUUCUGAACAAGUUUUCUCACGAGUUGAUCAUGACAAGUUUUUGAGGAUGGUCUCUACAGAAUUAUCAUUCAACCAGAAGGUUGACUGGAACACUUCUUGUCAUUCAUACUUCCUGUGUCACAGAAACAUUUUAUUAAACAAAAUAUUGUCAUGAUAAAGAAUUCUUGGAUUAUUGCCCAUGACAGUUCAGAGCAAAAGUUCAAAUUGAUUAAUGCUGUUAAUUCCCUUAGAAGAUUGUGUCACUCAUAGUCACUCUGAAACCUUCAAGUCCUGUACAGAAUUACUGUCAAUUUGUUCAACCUAGGAGGAUCAGGAUAUUCAUGCACAAACAAUUCCUUCAGACUAAGUAAAAAUGUUAGGUAAUGUUCAACAAUAAAUAUACAUAGUGCAUGUGAAAAAAGGGAACUCUAGCACAUCAGGUGUUCACAGACAACUAUUACAAAUUACACGCAAUUUGGACCUGCCUGGAAUUGUAUCCAAUAAUUAAUGUUUUAUAUAUAUAUAUAUUGGUGCAUAUAUAUGUGCACCAAUACAUACACAUACACAUACACACAUAAUCUUUGAACUAAUUUUGAGCCAUUCAUAAUUAAUUUUCUAAAGGAUUGUAUGACUCAUACACUCUGUACAUUUUGACAGCUCAAUUACUCUUUAAAGCAUGAAUGCCACAUGAAAGAAAUACCUCAGUUUUGGUUCCAGUGGCGUUAUUGGACUGGAUCUUCAGCAAUGUACAAAGAUCCCAAAGGCACUAUUCUAUUGAAGUCUUGCUGAAAAUGCUUCAGGCAUUUUAGGACUAUGAACACAAAAUGUUUUAAGUAUACAGGACAUGAGAAAAAUUAAUUGAAGACAUUCAAUAGAAACUCUUGAAUUCAAGCCCAGUACAUGAACUUCAUUUGUACUUAAUUAUAAUUGUCAUGUGACAUAAUGUGAUUAUUUUCAGCUAGUGGGCUCAAAAAUUCCAUAAAUGGACAGACUCUUGUAAUUGAUUUCUACAUAUACACUCUAUAGAUUUGGAAUCUGAGGGAAGAUAACAAAAUAAUGAAUUUGUGUUUUGAAGGAUUUGUAAAAUGUUUUGCAACUCCUGUACUGAUCAGCAAGUGUCUGAGGUGUAGUCCUCAGUGUGACAGUCAUGUGACUAUAGAACCAGGAACACAUUGUUGCAAAGGCCACACCUUCAGAAAGUGGAAAGAGUGUUAUGUUAACUGAAUAUGUAUCUUCUGUGUAUGAUAAUAGUAUGUAUCACGACAGGGCAUGCACGUGAAGAUAAUGAAAAUAUCUUACAUCCCUUGAUUUGGCAUCAAAAUGUGUGUGCUCUGAGGAACGUAUUAAUUCAGUUUGAAUUACUGGAUUUUUUGACUUUGUCCGCCUUCCUGUGUUCUAAAAAAAUAAUGAAAACAACGUUUUGGAAACCGGAUCUGUUUCAGAAACAUCACGCUUGUUAGUGUUUUUGUCAGAAUACCAGAAGAUGGACAAAGUUCAAAAGUCCAGUAAUUCAGAGUGUCAUGUACCAUUGUCAGAACCCUUCAGAAUCUGCAUUAAUUCAGAUUUAAAAAAAUGUUAAAUAUUUAACUUCAGAUAUAGAAGAACCUCUGUUUUAGUUCACAUAAGGUAAGUGUAAAGUAACACCGUGUCAUUCACUACCCGCAGCCAUGGCCAUGUUUUGCAAUGGGAGCAGUAGCAUGUUCCACAUAGUGGGGCAACUUUGUUUAAUGAGAGUACCGCUGUGAAGAAGAGCACACAUUGACAGAACAGGUCUUGUCUGAAGUAUUACACUGAAAGUCAAAACCAAAAUUCAGAACCAUCAAAUUCAUCAAAAUCCAGGGCAGUUCUCUUCCAUUUUCUUCUUUGUCCAGGAUUUGAAAAAUAAAAUAUACCUGUGCCAAAUUCAAGCUUCCUACCUACUCAUUUGGUUCACUAUAUGCUGCUCCAUGUUACAUCCAUUGUCUUUUCUGUUUUCAGCUGAACUAGCUCUAUUUGGAUAAUCAAGGAACCCCACAACACUUAUUUUUCCAUAAACGUUAACAGAUCGUUUAUUAGUUCCCUAGUCUGAUUCUAGCUUUUUCCCUUUAACUUUAGAGAAAACCAGAGGUAUCUUCCACAAAUCACUGAUCCAAAUUAACAAUUAAAUGUGUUUGUUUGCUAUGGAGGAACUAAUUAAUGCAGACUAAAACUUAAAAAUACUAUUUAUUAGAAGUUUCUAACACAUUCACCAUUCACAGUACUCGUCACGUGGAGAACAAUUCCACCCCACCAAUAGUAGCCUGACUUUCUAGUAUGAAUGUGCCGUCCUUCUCUGCCCUCACAUCCACAAGUUUUUGUAAUGGUUUUUAUGCUUCUAUUUAUGGUGAAUUAACUAUAAAUUUAAACCUUUGUGAAGAGAGAGAGGACUUCAGCACUGGAUUAAAAUGCAGAGGGUGUGGCCAGUUAUGAUGUUCAAAGUCACUGUGUUUCUGAAAUGUUCACAAAUUUCUUUGGUCAGUACGUGAUACAUAUCCUGUCACUGGCUGGCCAGGAACUGAGACCCAUGUAAGGAAACUAAUAAUAUUGCAACAGUGAAGAUUGAUGUUCUAUCUUAAGACUAAAUUGAAACAUGUGCAGUAAAUAAGGAACUAAAUAAUAUAAGAAGAUUUGGAAAUUGAAGCCAAAUUAGUAAGAAGUCAAACAGUGGUUAGACAAUACAAGUAUGUUGCAAGUUACAGCAAGGCUGCUAGGAGCACAAGAACCAUAGGCUGUCUGGUCAUAAUGUGAAUAUUUGCGGUUGACUCUAGGAGGUUCAGAAUUAUGGGAAAUGAGAAUCAAUAAUAAGACAAAUGUUUUACUCUGACUAUAGCAAUAUGUAACCGGGUCAGGAAUUGAUUGUUAAUAUCUGAUGAAUUUGUUUGCCAUUGUCUAUAGGAAGGAGUAGGCAGAUGAAAGAGUUUACUGGAAUAAAAAUGCAGAGUACCUUUA
Messenger RNA from Cryptotermes secundus, 8165 nucleotides. RefSeq lists its product as uncharacterized. NCBI's taxonomy places the organism in Eukaryota, Metazoa, Arthropoda, Insecta, Blattodea, Kalotermitidae. The record is from RefSeq and is a predicted model, not a curated record. Bases 87 to 2138 code for a protein of 683 amino acids. The transcript has 12 exons.